This is a messenger RNA of Metarhizium album ARSEF 1941, 1479 nucleotides long. RefSeq lists its product as uncharacterized. Lineage: Eukaryota; Fungi; Ascomycota; Sordariomycetes; Hypocreales; Clavicipitaceae. The record is from RefSeq and is a predicted model, not a curated record. Bases 1 to 1479 code for a protein of 492 amino acids. The transcript has a single exon.
AUGCCUCAGCCGGCAGUCACGAGGCGGCAGGCCGUCCAAGCCUUGCCUUCUCUCAAUCCCAUUACCAACUUCACACGCGUCGUCAAGACGCAGCAACUAUCCGACGUCGCCGCGAAAAAGGCACUCGUCGUGGAGUUACCGUCCCCUAGCCCAUCGCUCAAGAGAAAGGCAAGCUCCAUCCAACAGGACACCGACAGACGACGCAUUGUCUCCUUCUCCCCCCGCAGUGACGGAGACGAACAUGAACGUGCCCCCUUGAAGCGGGCGAGACGGGCCGGGCCAUCCCCCGCUGCAGACUGCAUUGGAGUCUCUUCCCCCAGCGAGGGAAAGCGCUUCUCCAAGGCUGCGCCGUCCAAGACAAAGACGGCUCAAAGACCAAGCCAGUCUACCAUCAUCGCCAAGGCCCUCAAGCAGGGGAGGCGGGUUCAAACCAGGAUCGACGCCGUCUAUCAGAAGAAAGCCGACAAGGCCAAGGCUAACAGGGAAGAAAAGUCACUGCUGCCGCCGCACCUGUUCGACAUGAUUGCCCUGAACAGGGCAUUCCUCAAGACCAUCAUGAUUCAGAUUGCUCACAGCGGCAGCACGGCCCCCAUCGACAUGAGGAUGAUUUCUCCAAAUGUCUCACGGACCUGGGGGAAGCGACAAGUCACGGUGGAAGACAUCCGACGGUGCAUCGCGGUUCAGUCCCACGGGCCGGAGGGCUCCGCAUCACCAUUCAUCAUUACCGACUACGGGCGGGGAAGAGUCUGCGUCGAGCUAGCCAGCGGCGUGGAGGCAGCGUCCAUCAGGGAGGACCGCCUGUGCAGCCAGUUUGAAGACAACAUCCGGGCUCUGUGUGCGGAAAAGGCCACGGAUGGAACGACGGACGUGCACGUCCCCCUGCAAAGCCUGUCGCUGUCGGAUCUUCCCCAGGCCGCCGUUGCAAACAAGACCGACGGUUUGCAAACGAACCCUCUCGUGGCCAGGGGCCAGAGUCUGCUGUCGGGGCUAAAGAGCGACAUCGCAGCCAAGCAGCAGGGGAGGCAAGACAAACAGCACCGAGCGGCCGCACAAACGGCCCAGCUGCUCAACCCCGACGGCACCAAGAUGAGUCUCCUGGACCGGCUUCGGCACAAGCAGCUGGCCAAGGCAAACGAGCCGCUGGCGCCCUCUGGCCCAGACCUUCAGCGCCGCGCCGCGCUCAACCGCGUCGUCGACGUUGCUGCCACCAUCUCCAUGCUUAGCCUGUCCAACCCGCUGUCUCUCCCCCGCCAGGCCUUCACCAUGCUGGCCAUAUCCAACAAACUCCGCGACUCACUCCGCGUGCCCCUCUCCAAGGAAGAAGGCGUGGCCUGCGUACGACUCAUUGCCGCAGAAAUCGCGCCCGAGUGGCUGCGGAUUGUGGCCAUUGGCGGCCGGGAAAAUGUCGUCAUUCAGCGCCACGGCCAGCCCAUCGAUCGGGUUAUCCGCGAGCGCGUGCAGAGGCUGCUCGCUGCGUGA